ACAAACAUAGGUUUUCUAUCAUGUCGGAAUCCUCCUGAAUAUCUUUGCCGAAGAAGAAACAAUGUAGUUGAAAGAAAAGGGAAUCUCCACCGGUGAAGAGAUCCGGGGAUGCAUGGACACGGUUACGGGUGAUUAGUGUAAUUUUGCAGCUGCAAAAUAAAGACUGGAUAUGCGCAGAAAAACUGGAGAGAAGUGAGUUUCGGGUGUCCACAGGAUGGACACUGCGGAGGUAAUUCUCUCGGUGCUGGUGGUUGUGAUUAUUAUAGUGUCGCUGCUGUCCAACGUCCUGGUGCUGAUUUGCUUUUUGUAUAACCCGGAGAUCCGCAAGCAAGUCCCCGGUCUGUUCAACCUCAACCUCACCUUCUGCAACUUGUUGCUCACCGUCUCCAACAUGCCGCUCACUUUGGUAGGACUUGUCAGUAAAGCUCAACCGGGGGGAGAUGGCUUCUGCCAGAUCGUGGGCUUCUUGGAGACUUUCCUGUCCACGAACUCGAUGCUGAGCAUGGCAGCUCUGAGCAUCGACAGGUGGAUCGCGGUGGUGUUCCCCCUGAGGUACCACUCCAAAAUGCGCCACAAAGACGCGGCUUUUGUGCUCGCGUACACGUGGGCGCACUCCAUGUCCUUCUCCACGGUGGCCGCCUGUCUCUCCUGGGUUGGAUACCACCGGCUUUACGCAUCCUGCACCCUGUCCAACCCCAGAGCGAGCAAUCGGACACAGUUUGUCGUCUUCACCAUCUUUUUCCACUCUUUCACCUUUCUUCUAUCUUUCAUAGUAUUAUGUGUCACAUACCUCAAAGUACUUAAAGUAGCAAGGUUUCACUGUAAGAGGAUCGACGUUAUUACAAUGCAAACUUUGGUGCUUCUAGUGGAUAUACACCCCAGUGUCCGUCAGCGUUGUCUGGAGGAGCAGAAGAGGCGACGACAGAGAGCGACAAGGAAGAUCAGCACCUUUAUCGGCACCUUCAUGCUCUGCUUCGCUCCCUAUGUGAUCACGAGGAUCGUGGAGUUAUUUCCAGCGGUGCCUAUCAACCCUCACUGGGGAAUUGUCUCCAAGUGCUUAGCUUACAGCAAGGCAGCUUGCGACCCAUUUGUGUACUCCCUCCUCCGACACCAGUACAAGAAGACAUGCACUGACAUCAUCAACAAGCUGCUGAAGCGCAGCUCCUUGAACGCGUCCGGACGCCAGCACGAGAGCCAGGUGAACAGCAUACCCACCGUGGAGUGACCGGCAUUGCCCCGAUGGGAAGGUUAACCCGACAACUGUCAGGGAAAAAAGAACCUAGUUUAGCGUCGAUGAAGAAGUGGAAUAAAUUUUGGUAGUUCCUGUCCAUGUCUGCUUGAAUUUGGUCCACAAAAAAAGGAAAGAAAACAGAACAGACAAGGUCAACUCCCUGCACAGGAAUACCACUGCGCUUUCAUACCGAGUGCCCAGAACAGCAAAUCAGUGCAGUGAACUUGCUGUGAGGACAACAAAGAGCAGCAGAUUCCAUGUCCACCUGGAGAGACAGAUGUGCUUACCCAGGAUGAAUGGCCACCUAAAAGCUUUAUUAUUUUAGGGUAGCUUACAGUCAGAUAUGAGAUACAGUUUAUUAUAUACAGAUUUUGCAGUGUGUCUGUUUGUUUUGACAUAACUGUAAUAUUCAUUUUAUCUUACAAAAAAGGGGGGAGGGUGGGCUGUAUGUCUGUUUUAGUUUGUGCAAAGUGUUUGCAGUAAUUUAUACAUUAAUUCUGUAUGUAGCACUGAAGACUAGUCUAACCAAAACUUGACAAAGUAGAAGAACAAGUUCCCAAAUUGUAUUGUAGAUGAAAACAUACAGCAGACUGUGCACACUGCACAGGAUGGCUCAGGUAUAGCCCAGUCCGAAUUAAGCAAAUUCUUCGGGUAUUUUUAUUUUUCAAUACAUUAUCUGGCUGUAUUAGCACCACUGGACGUAAAUAUGUUUUGUUUUAUGUGUACUGGCAUCGUUUAUGCUUUAGCACCCAUUUUAAGGACUUACUGAUCUGUCCAAGCAGAGUUUUAGCAGAAAGAAAAAACCUUCAAACCGACUGCCUUUGCUGUCAUGACUGACAUGUGGCCCUCAGGUUGUUAAGUCAAGUGAAGCAUGAUCAACUGUAUUUGCCUGGGUUUGUACUCACAGUCACAAGUG
Pundamilia nyererei is the source of this 2147-nucleotide messenger RNA. RefSeq names its product G-protein coupled receptor 26. The record is from RefSeq and is a predicted model, not a curated record. Gene Ontology annotation, molecular function: G protein-coupled receptor activity. The coding region runs from base 215 to 1225 and encodes 336 amino acids. Gene Ontology annotation, biological process: adenylate cyclase-activating G protein-coupled receptor signaling pathway. Lineage: Eukaryota; Metazoa; Chordata; Actinopteri; Cichliformes; Cichlidae. The transcript has 3 exons. Gene Ontology annotation, cellular component: membrane.